Messenger RNA from Plasmodium cynomolgi strain B, 1102 nucleotides. RefSeq lists its product as hypothetical. The transcript is spliced from 2 exons. The annotation marks the transcript as partial. Gene Ontology annotation, molecular function: protein binding. Lineage: Eukaryota; Apicomplexa; Aconoidasida; Haemosporida; Plasmodiidae. The record is from RefSeq and is a predicted model, not a curated record. Gene Ontology annotation, biological process: cell division.
GAAGUGAACGGGAUAGAAGAACUGGAAAAAUAAAACUGCAGAAGCGUUAUUUUCUCCCCCGAUAAUAUCGCUCGCUGAUCUGGAAAAAAAGGCCAAAUUGGCAACACGUACGCAUCGCCGCGUGAGAGACACUUAGUUAAGGCUGCGAAGAAGACAACCCCCCCCACAGGGAGCACCGCGCGCACCGGACAAGGAAGCCCAAAAAAACAUUUUCCAGAAAGUGCUAAAACACCAUGGGAGCAUUUGGAAGCAAAAAUAUGGAAUAUUACAACUACGCCAGUAUGAAGCUGCUGGAAAGAGACAAAUACACAAAUGAAGAGGAAGAAGAAGAGGACAACCAUUACUGUAAGGAAACUGACAUCCGAGAAACAAUUAAAAAAGCGAGAGAAAUAAGAAACUGUAACUAUAAGGAAUCGAUGGAUUUAUAUAUAAAAGCGUUGAAGAGGCUAAAAAAGUUAAAAGAAAAUAACUCCAGGAUAUAUAGGAAUGUCCUCGAAUUUGAAAUAAGACCACAAGAAAUAGCUAGCAGUGUGUCGUUAAACAGUAGUUUAGAAAAAAAUACCUACAUGAAAAAAGAGGGUGAUAAAAAUUACACAUGCGCUACAUCGAAUGAUAAUCAAGCCAUAUCGAUAAAUAAUAAAAUUGCAUCGCUGUACAACGAAAUUGCAGACCUUUGUUGCAUUCACGAUUUUAUAGAAAAAUCACUCUUUUAUUAUGAUAAGGCUUGUUCAUAUAACCCUUCCAAAAUUGAUUAUAUAUACAAGAAAGGGGUUUUAUUUCAACAAAUGAAUGAUACGGAGAGGGCCAUUAACACCUUCAAAAUUAUUCUGGCUGCGGAGCCGAAUCACAUUCCGACAUUAUUUUCGCUGGGUAAUUUGUACAGGUAUAUAGAUAACCAUAUUGCCCUUUCUUACUUCGAGGCCAUCCUCAAAAUCGAGCCAAAUAACACCGAAGUUUUAUCCCUCAUUGCUUCCUGCUAUGAUAACUUGGGGAAACUGAAUGAAGCCAUUUCUUAUCAGAAUAAGGCAGUCCAGAUCGACCCCGACAAUUUCAACCACAAGAAGUUUGCCCAGAGGCUCAUCGAAAUGAAGUCUCAGAAUUG